Molecule: messenger RNA, 2939 nt
Organism: Patella vulgata (common limpet)
Lineage: Eukaryota; Metazoa; Mollusca; Gastropoda; Patellidae
Exons: 5
Coding region: 152-1717 (521 amino acids)
Source: RefSeq, a predicted model, not a curated record
UCACGAAAAGCUAACGAAACAUCCCAGGGAUUGGGUAAAUCUAGGCAAUCUAUUACCCGUGUUUUAAGGAGACAGUUGGAUUCCAUGUACAUGCCAGACGGAGAAGUUGGUGGAUUAUCCGAAUGCAGGACAAGUUCUAUAUACCCCAAUCAUGAUAUUAGAUGGAAAAUGGGUGAUAUUUGUAGGUUGUUGGUUCGCUGUGUAUAUCAUGGCAGCACUAGAUCAUACCCAUGGUACACACUUUGUUUUUCCCGCACCAUUUUGUGAUAAAUUUAAUCAAGUAAAUGGGGUUGUGAGAUGGAAAUAUGGUGCCAGAUUUCGUACUGUUGUUACAUUGUAUGGUACCUACAAAAAAUUUAUACAGUCCAUGGGUGAGGAGUUUCCACAAACACCCCUUCCUUGUAAACAACUCAGUAUGGGUAGAGUUACAAGAUCAGCCGCCAUUAUUGCUGUAGCGAAGGAGGACAUUAUGUUUUAUGUACAGUAUAAACACGAUAACUUCAUGGUGUAUCCUCUGAACACUCUACAAAACACAUAUAAAAUAAUUACAGUGUAUCCACCUGAAAUGGAUAGAACAUUUGUUGUCAUAACUGCACCUAUUGCUAAUACGAAACUCGAAGUUACGAUGGCGCCAUAUUUGUCUGGUUUUGUGGAGUAUAAUGAACUGCAUUAUCAUGCAGGGGAGAUAAUUCAUGUAACCCUGAACAGAAACGAUGUUUUGAUGUUGUCUUGUGCUUGUGAUUUGUCCGGGAGUGAAGUGGAUUCUACAGCUAAGAUAGUCGUUGUUACUGGCAGCUAUAGAGAUCAUUGGGAUAAACAGAUAUUAAUAGAACAAAGUUUCCCCAACUCUGCAUGGGGAAGAAAUUUUGUACUACCCAUUGAAGACUGGAUGAGUGAAAUUAUCCGUGGAUUAGAGAUCAGUACAGAAAACAGCACCAUUCUAUAUCCUACUAUCACAGGAAUGCUAUCUUACCCGGUGGAAGCAGACGAAUAUCUUACUAUACACAGUACGUCAUCGAUACACGUUGUCUUCCAUAUACGGUAUGGGGAUUCACUUGAUGUUACCGAGAAACCAAUCUUGACCAACGGCGUUCCUAUAGAGCAAUAUCCCAAAUUUCUGUGCAGUUCCUAUUCCUCGCCAUAUGGAUCAACUUGUUUUGUUAGUGUUGGUAAUUUAACUUUGUUCCAAAGCAUGUUUCUAGAUCCGGUAUUAGAUAUAUCAUCUCCCUGGUUCUUUGUGGUCGUUAAGAAGGAGGACAGACUUGCGUUUCUUCCUGAAGUAAAACACAUGUGGUCAUAUGCACCUAGGAUGAUGAAACAGGGUUACAGGCGAUUUCUUUAUAAUGGUGCCACACGAUUAACAAGUCUGUACGAUUCUUGUGUGCGUGAUUCAACCCUGAAAAUGGGAAUCAACGACGGCGUGGAUAAUGAUUGUGAUGGAAUAGUAGACGAAGAGUUUACAGAUAACCAGGACAAUGAUGUGGAUCUAAAGGUUGACGAAGAUAUAUCAUCAAAUGUUGCCAUCUGCGUUAUGGAUUAUAAUUAUGGUGUUAACCCUAAGCCAUGGAUAUUUAUGUCAGCAUCAGUUAUUGCUGUUCUCAUAUCAAUUUUAAUCGCCAUACUCGCCGUUAUCCUGUUUAUUGGGGGCAAUUUUCUAUUGGAGAUUUUACAAGGAGGUCAUCCUACUAGACCUAGUAGAGUAGAACCGGCGGAAUAAAAUUUAAGCAUCAACAUUGUCAUAUUAACGUGCAUCUACCUUUAAACGUCCAAAUAAAUCACAAAACUCAUUUCUUACAAAUUUAUAUGAAAAAGGGUUCUAUUUGUGUAUAGCCUUUAGUGGUGUGGCUCUGGGGGACGACGGUCCCUUCCAAACCCCAUAACGAUAGGAGAUUGUCAGAAAGUGUGGAUGUCUUUCGGAAGACUUUUGCCCCCAGUGGAUCCAUGCAAUAUUGUACAGUAAAUUUGCUUAGCCGUCCAAACUUUGUAAGCAUGUGAACUACUGGGUUGCUCGAAUGUUCAGUGGAUUUUGGCUUAAAACCGUACAAACAUUUGGGUUUAGGGUACAUUUUGUUGAAAUCUUGCCAGGAACAUAAGUUUUCCCGAUUUUUUCGUACCACUUUCCUAUUUACUUAUCAUAUAUUUAUAUGCUCUGGGGAAUGUGGAAGACACAGUUUAAGCAUAUAUUAUACUUUGUGUUGUAUUAAAUAUUGGUGCAAACUAUUGCGUAUGCCCAUAGAUCGUUAUCCUAAACAAGUAUUUAUUAUGUUAAAACAAUUAGACAAAGCCGGCAGGGUUAGUUGGGUGACAAAGGUCAGAAUUAUGUUAUAUUCCUUAGGAUUUGGUUAUGUUUUUGAAACUGAAAUGAUCGGCAAUUUUAACAUGUUUAUAAGUCAAAUUAAGUUACGAUUAUCAGAUAUAAACUUACAAGAAUGGUCAGCUAAAUUAUCAGAAAGCGAAAGUUUAACAGAUUAUUGCAAAUUCAAAAUAAAUCUAGUUCAGGAAUCUUAUUUAUUAUCGAACAUUCAAUUAAAACACAGGAGAAAUAUUACAAAAAUUAGGCUAAAUCUAUUACCAACAUGUUUGAAUUUGCAUAGACGGAAUCAAACUACUUUUCCAUUAUGUCCAUUAUGCCAUCAAUGUGAUGAAGAUUUAUUUCAUUUUAUGUUUGAAUGCAUAGAAACGAAGAACAUUAGAGAUGUUUGUUUUGAACGUGUACAUUUGGCAAAUAUCAGUCGUUGUAACUUCCUAAAUCUGUCAAAUUCUAGCGAUCCUUGUAUAUUAAUAUCCAUCUCCCAUUAUAUAGAAAGGGUCACCAAGUAUCAUAUAUAAAUUGCUGUAAAUAAUUAUGUCCGUGCCAGUUGAUUGUUUGUAAAUAUAGCCUACUCAAUUGCAACUACAGAAUUAUACUUUAUUUAUACAGAUAUUUUGAAAUUGAAUCG